Pelobates fuscus (common spadefoot toad) is the source of this 4266-nucleotide messenger RNA. It is a transcript of the gene ZNF711, whose product is annotated as zinc finger protein 711. Gene Ontology annotation, biological process: regulation of transcription by RNA polymerase II. The transcript is spliced from 9 exons. Gene Ontology annotation, cellular component: chromosome; nucleus. Bases 209 to 2635 code for a protein of 808 amino acids. The record is from RefSeq and is a predicted model, not a curated record. Gene Ontology annotation, molecular function: chromatin insulator sequence binding; metal ion binding. NCBI's taxonomy places the organism in Eukaryota, Metazoa, Chordata, Amphibia, Anura, Pelobatidae.
UCUGUCUCCGCCGCGCUGAUUGGCCGAGGCCCCCAGCAGCCCCCCGCUCUGGAUCCCCCGGCCCCGGACACAGCGCGGGGAGGGACGCCCGGGACCCCGGCCAGGUACGGAGCGGCCAGCAGGGCCAUGGCGGCGGACGGUAGGAGCCGGGCUAGGCCCCAGGCCGGGGAGGGAGGCCGAGCUCAGGUGUGUUGAAUGAUUUGGGCAUAUGAUGGAUCUCGGCGGCGGAGGCAUAGAGCUGCAAACUCAAGAAUCCAAAAUGCCUCAUACAAUGAUUAUGCAGGAUUUUGUGACUGGGAUGACCGGCACAGCUCGUGUUGAUGGAGACCAUAUUGUGGUGUCUGUUCCUGAAGGUGUAUUAGUAUCUGAUGUUAUCACUGAUGAUGAAAUAACUUUGGAACAUGAACUAUCAGAUGAUGUUGUUCAAGGGCCUGACAUUAUUACAGAGGCAGAUGUUGUUACCGAAGGUGUUAUCAUUCCUGAGUCUAUGCUGGAAACAGAUGUUGCCAUUGAAGAGGCAUUAGAAGAUGCUGAUCAUGUUUUGGAAUCUGACAUCAUCACAGAAACAGUUGCUGUUCCUGACCAGGUGUUUGUGGCAGAUUUGGUCACAGAUGCUGAUGGACAACUCGAACAUGUGGUCCAGGGCUCUAUAUCUGACCCUCAUUCGCCCACUAUGGUUUCACAAGAGGUUCUGGUAGCAACUUGCGAUUCGGACACUAUUAUCCAAGCACCCAGCAUACAAGCCACUGGAUCCUCAGUUACCAUCAAAACAGAAGAUGAUGACGCGAAGGGCACUUCUGAAGAUUACCUAAUGAUCUCAUUAGAUGAUGUUGGGGACAGGUUAGAACACAUCAGCAGUGCUCCUCUGAAGAUCAGCACCGAGGUCUCACACAAUGACAUCUGUAAAGAAGAUGGGUUUGGUUCUGAAGUGAUUAAAGUUUACAUAUUCAAAGCAGAGGCCGACGAUGAUGUGGAAAUAGGGGGUACGGAGAUAGUUACAGAAAGUGACUUCCACAAUGGGCACACGGUAACUGGCGUCAUUGAGCAGAGUAGCCUUGGUCGAAUGCCAAGGGAAAAGAUGGUUUAUAUGGCAGUAAAAGACUCCUCUCAAGAAGAUGAAGAUAUUGGUUGUGCUGAAAUAGCUGAUGAAGUUUACAUGGAAGUUAUUGUUGGUGAAGAGGAGGCAUCUUCUCUUCCAGAAGGCCAGGCUGAAGAUCCCAACGCAAACAAAACAUUUGUUCCUGUGGCUUGGGCAGCGGCUUACGGAGAAGAAAUAGAUCUCCCAAGAAAGUAUGGAGAUUGGCAGGAAGCCGGAAGUAAUAUUGAAUCACGUUUGGAGAACAAGACUGGAGCAGCCACCCAGUACCUCCAGAUUUGCGAUAGCAUUGCCACCAACAGAGCACUUAAACAGAAAACAAAGAAAAGAAGAAGAGGGGACGCCAGGCAGUGGCAAACAGCUGUCAUAAUUGGUCCUGACGGCCAGCCGUUAACUGUGUAUCCUUGUCACAUAUGUGGGAAAAAAUUUAAGUCCAGAGGCUUUUUGAAAAGACAUAUGAAGAAUCAUCCAGAUCAUAUGAUCAAGAAAAAAUACCAGUGCACGGACUGCGAUUUUACCACCAACAAGAAAGUCAGCUUCCAUAACCACCUGGAGAGCCAUAAACUGAGCAAUAAGGUGGAGAAAUCACAUGAGUUUACAGAAUACACCAGGAGGUACCGCGAGGCGAGUCCCCUGAGCUCUAACAAGCUCAUUUUGAGAGACAAAGAAACCAAGCUUCACAAGUGCAAAUACUGUGACUAUGAAACCGCAGAGCAGGGUCUUCUAAACAGGCAUCUGCUUGCAGUCCACAGCAAGAACUUUCCUCACGUGUGUGUGGAAUGUGGGAAGGGUUUCCGGCAUCCGUCAGAGCUAAAGAAACACAUGCGGACGCACACUGGGGAGAAGCCAUAUUUGUGCCAUUUUUGUGAGUUCCGUUGUGCAGAUCAGUCUAACUUAAAAACUCAUAUUAAAAGUCGUCACGGUACAGAUUUGCCUUUUAAGUGCGAACAGUGCCCCCAAGCGUUUACAGACGAGAAGGAACUUCUGCGGCACACCGAACUUUUCCAGGGUCACAAAACUCACCAGUGUCCUCACUGCGACCACAAAAGUACAAACUCCAGUGACCUUAAGCGACACAUAAUAUCUGUCCACACAAAGGAUUUCCCUCACAAGUGCGAGGUGUGCGAGAAAGGGUUUCACCGUCCCUCGGAGCUCAAGAAGCACAGUGAAACGCACAAGGGCAAAAGAGUUCAUCAGUGCCGACACUGUGACUUUAAGACCUCCGAUCCUUUUAUCCUCAGUGGGCACAUUCUCUCCGUGCACACAAAAGACUUGCCUUUCAAGUGCAAAAAAUGCAAAAGAGGAUUUAGACUUCAGCCUGAAUUAAAAAAGCACAUGAAAACCCACAGUGGGAAGAAAGUUUACCAGUGCCAGUACUGUGAGUACAGCACUACAGACGCAUCUGGUUUUAAAAGGCACGUAAUCUCAAUACACACUAAAGACUACCCUCACAGGUGUGAGUUUUGCAAAAAGGGAUUCCGUAGGCCAUCCGAAAAAAAUCAGCAUAUAAUGAGGCAUCAUAAAGAGUCGAUCAUGUAAUUUUACAUAAUGUUCUGAAUAAUGUUGGCUUCAUAUCCCAUAAUGCGUAAUGCGGACAGCAGGGCUAGGUGUCUGUUGCUUCCUCUGUUAUGACUCUCCGAGGGUCAUGGGAGCUCAAUAGCUUAACCAUAGCUGUCAAUGAGUGCACCUGUUCCUGCACUCCGUUUCAUGACUCUCAAUCCAGUCCUUGGUGGGGCCUGUCUGAGGACACUAUGCCAUGAGUUCUAACCAGUCUAUAAGAGGUUUCUAGGAGAUCUCUUUGUGAGACAUACAAUUAAAUUCUAAGAAAUUCCUAACAAAUUUUUUUUUGGGAAAUAACAUAUUCCCUCCAGUUAUUGGAAAAGCUUCAUUAUUUUAGAACUCCACAACAAAUUUCAAUACAAAUGAUCAAAAUGAUGUAUUGGCAGUGCCAGGUAUUUAACCACCCCCAUUUAGCCUAAAUGCACACUAGGACCUUAACCAAUUUAUCAAUCUCGGAGUGUGUAGGUGAGAAUACAUAAUGUGGGAUGUGCUGUAGUGGUUAUGGUGUUAAGAGUGUGCGGGUGCCCCCUCCGGUAGUCAAAUCGUUUUAGAAGUGUUUAAAUUCUUACCAGGGGGUCCACUAGGUUCUGCUCCCUGCCUUGACUACUUCCAAUAGAGAGCAAAAAGCUUCUGCUAAGCCCAUGAUCUGAUUGCUCUCAGCCAGUGAACUUAAACUGGAACUUAGCUCGGACAGAGAGCUUCUGGCUCUCUGUUGGAAGUAGUGGAGACAAGGAGCAUGCGCUUAGCAGAACCCAUGUAAGAAGUCAAACCAUUCUCAAACAGCUUGACCAAAUACAGUAGGGAGCUUCAAGGCAUUUCAGGCACCAUAACCACCAUAGAACGCUAUCGUUUUCGUGGUGCUUGGAGUGUCCCUUUAAAUUUGUUUUUUCUUGGCAAGCAGAAGAAAUCCGCAAGGAGAAAAAAAACACAACUAGUUCCAUCAUCGCAGGAUCAGCCUGCUAGCGUGUCUAAAUAUCUCACAUUUAUUCACAAAGUCUGAUGUUUGCAGAUUAGUUCGAGUACGUAUCCCUGGUGAGAAUUUUUGAGCUGCUAAUUCAUGGGAUCACAAAAUGCAGUAUUAAACCCUAAUGACUUGUAACCCUAAGGUCAAUUCCUGUGAGUCGUUAAAGGUGCUAGACUGAAUGAAAUAAGACAUGUACAUAGAUUCCCUUUUUAUCUGGUAUCCGAGCUGAAUGUUGUUUGGUAAAACAUGUUUAUUGUAUGUAUGGAUCUAAUGCGCUUUUUAAAUAAAAGAAUUAUAGAUAGAUAUAAAAAUAUAUAUAUAUGGGACAAUAACAAUGACAAAUUAAGCACUUUUUCUGCCCUCACCUUGGCUACGGUGGGAAUUAAGCCAGGGAGGUCAUUUAAAUACUCCACAUAACGCCAUCAAGCUUAUUAUCCGUCUUACUCUUCCACUUAGUAGGCUAAUAAUGAAAUUAUUCGCUUUGACAUACACCUACGUCUAUAAAAUCGGAAAAAAAAUCUCUCAUCACCUUCUCCGUUCUGUGGAUUAUUUAUACAGUAUUUAAUCAGAAUAAAAUCCCACCUCUGCAAAGGGGACCUGUGGAUCUUCUGUUUACAGUGUAUACAUUAAGAUAUGCAUCCCUUUU